UGUAACAGCAAACUUCCGGCGUUUUUUCUAUUAAAACCGAAACUACGUAAUAGUAAUAGUAUUUUCUCUAGUGCUUGUAAAUCCAUAAAAGUUAGAGAAAAAAUGAGCUAUGAUAUAUUUUUAAAUACAUCGUUGGCAAAGUAUCAGAAUCCAGGAAGUACCAAAACUGAAGUUAAAGAGGUGAUGUCAGUAUUUCAAGACUUGAGGCCAAAGUUAGAAGAAACUAAAAAUUCACGUGGUGAAACAAUAUUCAUUCUUGUGUUGGAUGGAACCAUUCCCGUACUGUACAAAGAUGAAACGUAUAAUACACCUAUAGCUGUAUGGAUAUCAGACAAACAUCCUAACACGGCGCCGACGGUGUACGUCAAACCUUCCACGUCAAUGUACAUUCGCCAGAUCGGGUAUGUGGAUGAUGAAGGAAGAGUCUAUACCAAAUAUAUGAAACAGUGGAACCGAAACUCUACAUUACUGGGACUAAUUAUUGAUUUGGUAGAAGUGUUCGGCCAAAACCCACCAUUAAGUUCAUUCGCAAAAGCUGGUUCGGAUGAUCGAUCGGUAUUCAUAGGGAAGCUUCAACUUUCUAACUAUAUGGACCCAGUUAAAACCAAGCGAGAUGCUAUUACAAUUAUUGAAGUCUUUACAGAUAUGAGGGGAUCAUUUGAAGAACAAGCUUUUGCAGACGGGACAGUUAAGCCAAUUCUUUCUUUAAGUGGAACAAUACCCGUCAUAAUUCAGGAUUCUAUAUACAAUACCCCUUUGUGUAUAUAUUUGAUGGACCAACACCCUUACCAGGCACCUAUUGUUUUUGUAAAACCAGCUUCCAAUAUGGCGGUAAAUGAAAAUUGUUAUUAUGUUGAUAAGACGGGGCUAAUAAAAACUCCCUUCCUUACAGAAUGGAAUCAUCCAAAUUCUGACCUUGUGGGAUUAUUGCAAGACUUAACGGUAAAGUUCGGGAAAAUGCCACCGCUGUGGAAUACAUCGGUAACAAAACCACACAACCUAAAUACCUUACAUCAAACUGUUCCAGGGGCAUACGGUUCUGCAUCGAGUAAUAGCUAUCCUGACAACGGUAGCGUUCCGGGAAGACAACUACAAGAAGCAAAUAGCAACAACGGUAGCGUUCCGGGAAGACCACCACUAGAAAGAAAUAGCAACAACUCAACGCUUGAUGACGCUGGGCAAGUAGCUGGUCGCCGUAGAUAGAGAUAAAGUACGCUGUAGAAUCUGUCAAAGAUGACGAUUGGUGUAUAAUCAAGUACUUUAUAACGUCUGGGAGAGAUUUCUUGCAGAAUGGAAGAGGAACUUUUAUAGAUAAAUUACCAUAGUGAAACUCCUACAAACCCAAAAGAAGAAUGAUUUUAUAAAACAAAAUUGAUAUUUAGAAAUGAAGACAUUGAAGAGACUCCACUGAGUUUUUUUUUUGACAUGACGGGACUAGGAAUAAUUUUAUUAGAUUAAUAUUCCCUUGAUGUAGACUGAGCAGAAUUUUUAUUCAUUGCCUCACUCUGUUUUUCAUUUUUCAUAAAAAUUAUUCUAAUUGUGAAAAAAAUUACCCACGAAUUGAAAUACGUUGCAACCAACGUUUUGCUGAGAAAAGCAUAAAAUCUUUCUGUCUUAAGUGUCCCAGCCGAUCUCUGUAAGAAAUCUAGAUGUUAUUCUUUUUAAGCUUUUGGACCUCACUGGAGUUGAACAAGGUCUAAGUAUUCAAUAUUGUGCCUAAUCAUGAGUAAUUGUGAUUGUAGACACAUACAUUUUAUCUACCUUUAUCAACUACGUCUAAAGAACAAUUGACAUAGAAAGACAAGAACAAUGCUCCAAGUAAUGUGUAAUUCUACUGUAGUAUUUGACCUUUUUCAACUUAAUUACACGAUAGCGCUGUAAAAUUUAGAUUUUCACUACUAUGUAUUAGUUAUAGAAUAUAUACAUGACUUUACCGGCUGGUAUCAUCGCAUGGGGUAACAACAAGGGUCAAUUAUAGGAAAUUAAUCGAGACGGAACGUCGAAAUUAAUUCCCAUGAUUGACCAUUUUGUCGCCCCAUGUACUUUAAUUUGUAAGUAAACAUCGAGAUGCACUCUGUAGGAAGAGUGCUUACAAUUGAAAAUACCUUCAUAUUAAUAAAUGAUACAGAUUCAAAUGGAAUAUAGAAUAAAGAUGUAAUAUUACUUCAUGUAAGCACAAAUAAUAUAUCUGAUGCAAAUUCCAGCCAGUACAUAGUUGAUGAGCUUAAGGAUACCAUACACACUAUAAAAACCAUCAACUCAAAAUGUAAAAUACAUGAAAUGUAAUCAUUUCUUCAAUCCUACCUAGAAGAAAUGACAAGCUUGUCAAAACCAUCAUCUCUGAAACCAACAACCGACAGAUGGUGGUCACCACUAUAUCAACCAUGGCUCUGACUUUAUCCUGCAUGGUACUCCAGACAAAUCGCUGCAUAAAGACUAUUUACAUCUAAAUAGAAAGGGUGGAAAACUGUUUGGAACAAACACGAGGAAAGCUAUAAACUAUGUCCUAGGAAUAUCUACGAUGCCAUCUGAUGACCAUAACAGUAACACAAUGGUCAACAAGUCUCAUUUUAAGAAAGGGAGGUUUACAGGGAGGAGAGACAAGAACAUGGUCUACAUGCCAUUACCAACAUCAUGGCUGAGGAAUCAGAAUUCUUGGGAUCGCCGUCGUUAAAUAUUUGUGAAAGUAAUUCAUUUCCAUAUGGACAAAACAUUGUUAAUUUGACUAAUGAAAUUGUAAAUGACAAAACUAUGACUCAAAUAAAAAUAGUAAAUCUUGGUACACUAAAAAAGGGUUGAACAUACUGCAUCUUAACAUUCACUAUUUACACUCAAAAUUAGACGACGAACUCAAAAUUAUAAUUUCAAAACAAAAGAUUGAUAUACUCUGUUUAUGUGAAACAUUCCUAUUUAAUUUUCUAGACAUUGAACUAGUUGGACAAUUUUACACUUUUUCGCAAGGACAGGCCUUCCAAUGGAGGCGGUUUAGUUAUUUAUGUUAGAGACUGUUUAUCUUUUUACACUGUUCUGAUUUAGAAUGUAUUUUUAUUGAAUCCAUUUGGCUUGAACUUAAACAUCCUAUAUGUAAAUCGUUA
Ruditapes philippinarum (Manila clam) is the source of this 3095-nucleotide messenger RNA. Its product is annotated as tumor susceptibility gene 101 protein-like. Gene Ontology annotation, biological process: protein transport; endosome to lysosome transport; protein modification process. The transcript has 11 exons. Gene Ontology annotation, cellular component: ESCRT I complex. Gene Ontology annotation, molecular function: ubiquitin binding. The record is from RefSeq and is a predicted model, not a curated record. Bases 103 to 1203 code for a protein of 366 amino acids. Lineage: Eukaryota; Metazoa; Mollusca; Bivalvia; Venerida; Veneridae.